Molecule: messenger RNA, 309 nt
Organism: Morchella importuna
Lineage: Eukaryota; Fungi; Ascomycota; Pezizomycetes; Pezizales; Morchellaceae
Exons: 2
Coding region: 1-309 (102 amino acids)
Biological process (GO): translation
Cellular component (GO): mitochondrial large ribosomal subunit
Molecular function (GO): structural constituent of ribosome
Source: RefSeq, a predicted model, not a curated record
AUGCAGCCAACCGCCCCCCUCCACCGCGCUAUCCGCCGCCUCGCGCUCACCACAAAAAUGGUCAACGGCGGCUACUACAAGGGCACGCGCACGGGCUCCAUGGGCACACACACCCGCCGCGGAGGCUUUGUGGUUGAUUAUAGUAAGGUGCGCACGUAUGUUGUGCCGAGCUUGGAGGGGUUUAAGUUGACGCCAUUUGUGACGCGCAGGAUGGCGCCGACGGUGGGGGCGGAGAGGUAUAGCGGGGCUAGUCCUGCCAGUGGGGGGUUGUAUUUGGAGAGGUGGAAGACGGAGAAUGGUGUUAAUUAG